Molecule: messenger RNA, 3582 nt
Organism: Diachasmimorpha longicaudata
Lineage: Eukaryota; Metazoa; Arthropoda; Insecta; Hymenoptera; Braconidae
Gene: Burs
Product: bursicon
Exons: 3
Coding region: 33-392 (119 amino acids)
Biological process (GO): animal organ morphogenesis
Molecular function (GO): receptor ligand activity; BMP binding
Source: RefSeq, a predicted model, not a curated record
UUGAGGCUUUGGUUGGAGUUGAUGAGUGCAAAAUGACGAAGAUGCUGCACGUACUCAAGGCCAAUGGAUGCCUACCCAAACGAAUACCCAGUUUCAUCUGCCAUGGACGUUGCAGUAGCUACAUACAGGUAUCUGGCUCCAGAAUGUGGCAAAUGGAGAGAAGCUGCAUGUGCUGUCAGGAGAGCGGUGAGCGCGAAGCAACUGUUUCUCUCUUCUGUCCCAACGAAAAACGGAAGUUUCGCAAAGUGACAACUAAGGCACCGCUGGAAUGCAUGUGUCGUCCAUGCACGGGCAUCGAAGAGUACUCGAUUAUACCUCAGGAGAUCGCCGGCUUUGCUGAAGAAGGACCAUUGACCACAUCAGCACAUUUCAGAAGAUCCUCUGCCCUUUAAUAAACCCAAGUCGACUAGACAUUCCAUGUUGAAUACCACGAGAUGCAAUUAUUAAAUAAAUGAAUAAUUGAUACAAAGGACUUGAGAAUUUUUAAAGCGCAGAUGCUACGUCAGUUUGACGAAAUUCCAAGACAAUUCAAAAAUGUAUAAUCCUAUAGUUACUGACAUAAACUCGAAUUGAAAGAAAUUAGUUGAAAUGAAUUUGUACCAAGCGAAUAAAAACUGUUCGAAAAAAUCGGCCGAUUCCAGGGUUUCCCAGGCUUUCACGAGCUUUUAUGAAAUAUGAGCCCAUCGCCAUGUAACUAAAUAAUUCUAAUUGUUACAUACAAACACAGGAAUCCAUUCCCCCUUCAGGACAUGUCCCGAGCCAAGAAAAUCAAAGGAACUCUAUUGCAUAUAUAUUCAUUCAUUUUCUUACAGAUAAAUAGAAAAAAAAGCUGUGGGAAAAUACAUAACGUAUUUUCAGAUGGUAUUAACUCUUGGAGCUUUAGAAAUUGACACAAAUUACCCAUUCAACACUACCCAUUCGUUCAUCAAAUAUUACAUCAUCACCUUCAUUUUUUUUUUCUUACUAUAUUGCUAUUUUUAUUUACAGUAUCCCAAAAUCAUCUUUUCACAAUUAUUUAUCAUUGCUGACACAGACAAACCUUUCUAUCAAACAUUUUCACUCUACCCCUUAAUUAAUUAAAUGUAAUUUUUAUUCUAUAUGACCGUUCAACAAUUUCAUCACUCUCCUGUGAAUUAUACUAGCAUUUAUAAUAUAUUUAAUUAUUUAUUUCUGUAUUACCUAAUUCGUGCACCACUUCAACAGGGAUGUUGGUACAAUUACCCGCAAAAUAACGAAGGAGCAUUUGUAUGUAACGUCUUUCAAAAUCAAACGAUAAAAAUAAAUAAAAAGUACUCGCAUGGAUAUUGAAAUAUUCAACCUGAAAAAAGUUAUGAUUCCCUGAUUGAUUCAACUUCUCCAUUCUUGAUGCUUUUCAUUGGAAAAAAAUAACGUCAAUGACGUCGGGAUAGGAAGCAAAAAUUAAAUUCAAUUCACACCAUCGUUCGCUCAAUUAUUCUUUAAUAAUUUUUUUUUAUGUUCGUAGAUUAGUGGAGUGUAAAAAAUGAACAUACAAUGUUCAGCCGCUCGCAUCUCUCCAGGGUCAUUUUUCGUUUUUUUUUUUGGAUUUAUAUAGUUUUACACUCCAAUGAAAAAUUACAGAGGUAAAAAUGACCCGAGACACGAACUUUGCGAACCCUUGCAGCGAUGUUUUAUUCAUUUAAUUCUUCAAAAUUGUGUAUCGCUUAUUUGGAUUUUCAUACAUUUUUUUUUUUCAUCCAUUUAGUUAGUAAUAAUUACAGUAUCGCGAUUCCAUCCAGUGAAUCCAUAGACUUGCAAAACGUGGGGGCGCGACUCCGUUUAUUUACAUGCAAAAUAAAGGAUGAUUAUUCAUAUACCUGGGGAUGUUUCAUCGAUUUCCCACGAUAUUUCAAUUUCAAUUGAAAUCUUUCCACCUGUACGCUGAUUUGAAAGCUACAGGGCAAAUUGAACGAAAAGAAUCUAAUAAUUUUCACUAAUUACAGUAUUUCCAUGCAAGUGAAUUUUACCAUAACGCAGCCGAUUUCUUCAAAUGUUCUCAUCAAUAAUCACUUCAUUAGAUUUGAGAAGCUUCAUGUCAUCGCCCCGACCAGCCGGGCGUCGAUCAAUGUGGCGAUAAGCCCUGAUCGUAUAUCCACCCAUGAUCGUCCUUUCUAACUCCUUCAAUUUAUUGGACAAAGCAAUUCCAUUGAAAAAUCAUAAUUAAUUGUAUUUUCAUUUUUCAUUAAUAAUAUUCUAUCUACACCAGUUAUAUGUGUAGAUGAGUACUCGUCGUAUCCUUGGAGUAUUCAUCUUAAUUAUUUUUCAUUUGCAUUGGCAGAAUGACGAUGUGAUUUUAGCGAGCUUUAUGCAGUGUGAUAGUCCUCGGACUCUCGACAUACACAAUACCUAUAUGCAUAUAUUAUAGGCUACUAUAUGCAUAUAUGUAUAUAUACUACCGCGCUCAAACGGGAUAGUGACAAUUUCUCGUUCAUUAAAAAAAUUCACAUGAAUAAACAUUCACACAUGCGUCUUCUCCGUAUUCACACAUUUCACCAUUUCUAAUUAAUCCUAUAGUUUCUUUUUCUCUAUAAAUAAUUAGGGCUGUUUUGAAAAAUAGUAACGCCUCGAUAAAGCACAUUAUUUUAAUGUUUUGUGAUGAAUGUUCUAUCAGUUCUCAAUGCAACGCAUUAUUCAACAUAAUUUUGAAUGUCAUUUGUAAUGAGAAUAUUAUUUCCUUCAUUCUUCAUUCAUUUUUUGGGCUCAGUCGUUGAGUUGACUCAAGAAAGUCUGAUGGACAUAUUGGUUUCAGUUGUUGAGGAAGAACCGUCACAAUAUCGUUUUUUUUUUUAUAUCAAUGUAUUGUAUUUAUUUUUUUUUAUAAAUUGUUUGUCGUCAUAUUUGCGAUUGUUAUCAAUGAUUGACCGUGCAAAAAAGCGUAGAGCUUAUGUCAAUGCGUCGUUAAGUUUUUUAUACCACAUGAGCGCACAUACAAAAUAAUAAAUUUAAAAUAAAUCAUGUAUGUAAUCCCCCCCGGAUUAUGGAUCAGUUUCAUUCACGUGUCUUAUCGUCCUUGUUCUCUCAGCUUUAAAUUAUACUCCGUAAUCAAUAGAUAAUGAUAAUAAUAGUAGUAAUAAUAAUAAUUAUAGUAAUAAUAAUAAUAAUCUUGCAUAUUUUGUAUCAUAAUUCAUUAAUUUAAAUAUUUAUAUUCAUUAUGUAUAGCGUAUUUCAAAUACGACCACUUUUCGCUCGAUCUCUCUCUCUCUCACGCUUUCUCUCGUAUUUUUUUUAUGUUUUAUUAUAAUAACUCUAUUUCGUUCAUUCUAACCUGUCUAAAUCUUCACUUUUGCCUCGUCCUAGACUAUAAUACACACAACUUCGCAUAAAUCCCCACUUGUUACAAUAUUAUUCAUAUUUCAAUGGUUUCACUUAAUGUUUUAAUGUUGAAAAGUUUUCCUUCGAAAACUAUCUCAGCAAUUUGGCCUCAAAUUUGUUUGUUAAUGAAGAAAAAGGUUUUCGUUAUGUUUUUUUUUUCUCAGUUUAAUGUUCAUGAAAUUUCUUUCUAAAAAAUAUAAAGUCUUUUUGUUUGUUUAGCACGAGUUCUCUUGAAGACACGAGUCAAGGAGA